This is a messenger RNA of Didymosphaeria variabile, 699 nucleotides long. RefSeq lists its product as uncharacterized. Lineage: Eukaryota; Fungi; Ascomycota; Dothideomycetes; Pleosporales; Didymosphaeriaceae. The transcript has a single exon. The coding region runs from base 1 to 699 and encodes 232 amino acids. The record is from RefSeq and is a predicted model, not a curated record.
AUGUCCCACGACGAGCUCUCUCGGCGCCUGCAGACCGUCUCAACUCGCCUCCAGACUACACCAGACUCAGCUACUUCCGCAGGUACAGACGAGGCAAACAACCAGUGCGGCAUAUGCCAGGAUGAGCUUGUGGGAAUGGCAGCUGACGCGCCUGUUGCUAUCAAACUCAAUCACUGCAAACAUGCAUUGCACGAGAUUUGCGUGGUCGAAUGGCUAGACUGGGUGCAGCACAAUCGAGGUCCAGUACAUCAAGCUACAUGCCCUAACUGUCGCCGCUUGAUCUUCGCUCGCGAGGCUGCUCCACAAACCGGACGAACUGGAAACGCAAGUCAUCUCGCCAGUCGGACCCAGGACCAUAGGUAUCCUUUGUCAAAUAUUCGUGAGACUUCCACGCAAGCUGAGCUAGUUGCUCGUGAACUUUGUCCGACUGGACGAGCUGCCGACACUGACUACAUGACUGUACGGGAGCAUCUUGCAUCGACCGCUCACUAUGCAUCUUCACCAACUGGACGAGCUGCAAACACAUCAUCCUCCCGUCGUGUUCAGCACCCUGAAAUGAACAUUCGCGAGACCUCUACAUCGACAUUCCGGACCGUUGGCUUGGUGCAGGCUGAUGAGGCCCAGCCUCACGAGCUGCUCGCAGUCUCGAUAUUUGGUGGCAUCGAUAUGGAUGACGACGAUGACGAAAUCUAUGACUAG